Humulus lupulus (European hop) is the source of this 1083-nucleotide messenger RNA. RefSeq lists its product as uncharacterized. Bases 1 to 1083 code for a protein of 360 amino acids. The transcript has 2 exons. The record is from RefSeq and is a predicted model, not a curated record. Lineage: Eukaryota; Viridiplantae; Streptophyta; Magnoliopsida; Rosales; Cannabaceae.
AUGGGCUUCAAGGGCCAAAACCAUCCUGAUUAUGUAUGUCUUCCGAGGAAAUCUCUAUAUGGGCUCAAACAAGCUCCUCGGGCCUGGUAUAAGAGGUUUGCAAAUUAUGUUUCUUCUGUUGGUUUCACACACAGACGCUCUGAUAAUUCACUCUUCAUAUACCUCAAAGGUUUUGCUACAACUUACAUUCUUUUGUACGUGUAUGAUAUCAUAUUAACUACACCUUCUGUUACUCUCCGCAAGACUAUCAUGGCUCUUCUCAGUUGUGAGUUUGCUAUGAAAGACUUAGGCCCAUUAAGCUACUUCUUGGGCAUUGCUGUGACUCGUCAUGCAUGUGUUAACACUAAACCAAAGCUCUCUACUACUUCUACAUCCACCACCCCUUAUGAUGAUCCAUUUCAGUACCGUAGUCUCGCAGGUGCCUUACAGUAUCUCACCUUCACGAGGUCUGACAUAUCAUAUGUUGUGCAACCAAUCUGUCUCUUUAUGCACAACCCCAUGGAGGAACAUAUGAAUUCUCUCAAGCGCAUUGUACAUUACAUUCAAGGUAAUCUUGAUCAUGGUUUGCAUUUGUAUCCAUCUUCUACAUCCACUCUAGUUUCUUAUACUGAUGUAGAUUGGGGUGGGUGUCCCGAUACCAGGCGCUCUACAUUUGGUUAUUGUGUGUUUCUUGGUGAUAACUUAAUCUCCUGGUCCUCCAAACCCCAUGCCACCUUAUCUCGGUCUAGUGCAGAGGCGGAAUACAGAGGUGUUGCUAAUGUAGUUUCUGAAUCUUGUUGGUUAAGAAACCUUCUCUUGGAGCUACAAUGUCCUAUUCAAAAAGCCACUUUAGUCUACUGUGAUAAUGUUAGUGCGGUUUACUUAUCUGGAAAUCCGGUUCAACAUCAGGGCACUAAAAAUAUCGAGAUGGAUAUUCACUUCAUCCGCGAAAAGGUUGCUCGUGGACAGGUUCGCGUCCUACAUGUCCCGUCAUGUAAUAAAAUUGCAUAUAUUUUUACGAAAGGUCUCCCUCUGGUUCUCUUUCAAGAUUUUCGAGACAGUCUCAGUGUUCGCCAGCCUCCCGUUUCGACUGCGGGGGUGUGA